This is a messenger RNA of Paramecium octaurelia, 2557 nucleotides long. The record is from the annotation of a GenBank genome assembly. NCBI's taxonomy places the organism in Eukaryota, Ciliophora, Oligohymenophorea, Peniculida, Parameciidae.
AUGACAAGUAUUUCGUAUAAUGCAAAAAAAUUAAGGCCAUUCAAAACUUAAAGAGAUGCUUUGCUCAAUGAUCUUAAAAAAUAAAUACAGGAAUACCAAGAAGAAGAAAAGUUAAAUGAUCAAUAUUUUGAUGAGAUUGGAAGAGCAGAAAAAGUAUUUUUUUUUUCAAAUUUAUUUAGGAAUAUGAUGCUCUUUUAAAAUAACUUGAGCAUUAUCGGAAAUAACAUUAGGAUAAAACUUAAGGUGCUGUGACAUAAGAAUCUUAGGGCAUAGAUGCUAAAUUAGAGCACGAAGUAACAUAAACGCUCAAAUUAUUUCUUUUAAAUAUUAGCAAAAAAGAAACAUUGGAAGCGAUCCAAGAAAAAGAAAUAGCAAAAAGAUUAUGUAGGAUUCAAACUCUACAAAUAACUCUCAAUCCAAAACAAGAAGAAGAUAAUGCAAAAGUUGAUGAAGAAGAGUUAGAUAAUGGGUAUUAUGUCACACUACGAAACUAAUUCAACUCUGUUUAGGUCAAAGUGCCAGGUACAAUAAAGACCUUCAGAGAAUUGAAGCAAAUUGUUAAAUCCUGCUUCAUGGCUCAAGAUAACGAAAUAUUUUAUACAGAUUAGAUGGGCAAUUUAUUGCAAUUUGAAAUGAAUGUACUAAAUGAAUUAUAUCCUCCAAUUUAUGAAUUACUCAGGAACUAUGAACCUACUGUUGGGGUUCUAAUUAUCAAACAAAAAAAGAACAAGGAAGAUAGAAACAAUAUGUCUCAAAUCGAAGAGGUUUUAUUCACAGAAGCAUACCCUGAUGGAUUAACGAAGGGCUUUAGAUAAACUAGAAGAUUGGAAAGUAAAAUCGAUUGGUCAGUGUAUCUAGGGUAUUUAAACAAAGUUAAAUAUUUUUUUGAAUCUUGUCUCUUUAUACUUUUACUGUUUUUAUUUAUCUUUACAGAAAUCAACCAAAUCAAGUUCGUUACUAAUACUCAAAUACUAGCUUCUUUCUAAAAUUCAUAUCCUAUUCAAAGAUCUUACCAAUAACCUGUAUUCAAUUUAUCAACUCUAAUAAACCUAACUCUAGCAGAAGAUAAUGAUAUUCACAAUUUUUACAAUUAUCCUUUAAAAUCUGGAUUGCUAAUUUAAAAAUUAAUAUAGGAAGAAAAUUUAGAUGAUUGCCAUAUUCUGAAUUCAAAUCAAAAAUAGAUGUUUUUAACAAAAAAUUAAAGCUGCCUAAAUUUUAAUGAAUUAUUUUUAGAUGAUUUAGAAGGUGAAUAUACUCAAACUGAAUUUGAUCCAUCUAAAUAUGAUAGCUACUAUGGAGGAUAUGUUUGGGAGCUUAAUCUCACAAAUUAAAAUAGUUUCUAAAAUAGUAUUGAAUCGAUUAAAUCUUAAGAGUGGUUAAAGUACAAUAUUAAAUAAUCUUAAUUUAUUUUAAAUUAUUUUAAUAGUCCGAGUUAGAGAUUAAUAUAAGCAACUAUUACAACUCUAUACUUAUUUAAUGAUGUACAAUAAAUACUUAAUUUAGGAAUUACUCAAUUACAACACUAUGUAAACUCAAGCAUUUGAUUUAAAUUCUAAAACAGAUCAAGAAGUUCUUGCUCAUAAUAUGAUGUUCUAUAUAGCUAUUCUUUUACUUAUUCCUUCGUUUUUUGGUAUUGAACUUAGUUAUAAUUAUCAGACUUUUUUGGGUUUUAUUUCAUUGGCACAUAGAAUAGUUUAGUCUUAAUAUAUUAAAAAUAUAUAGAACUGUUAAACAGAAGAAAAAAGAUGCAAUCCAAAAAAAGGGAGUUAGCACCACAAGAAGAGAGAGAGUUUCAAUAAAAACAAUUAAUUGUAAGUGAUUUUUUCAUCUUUAAUCUAAAAGUGCUUUAUGUAGUUAUUAAAAUUCCACUGAUUUUCGAUAUUAUUUGUAAGUGAAAUUAUAUCUAUAUAGAUAUGCUCAGCAAUGUUAGCAUAUUAAUAAGAAGCACAAUAUCGAAAGCAUAUCAAGAUUAGUUAGAUUUAAUUGAUGUUGGAUCGAAUUCAUAUUAAGAUGUCUCAAAGUUAAUAGUUCCUCUUUAUACAACAAGAAUUUAUGAUGGGAUUCAAAUGUUGUUCUUAAUGAUAGCUAUUAAUAGAUUCCUAGGUAAUUGGAGUCCUUAUCUAAAGUGUUAUGGAUUGGUUAUAAUUAGGGUAAAUGUUGAAUUGAUUAUUUUAGUUUAAUAAGGAGUCUUGGUUCUUACUUUUAGUGCUGAUAUUUAUCAUUAGCAUAUGCGCUAUGUCAUGGAGCAUUACCUUAUAAGGGAAGUUAGUAAAUCAUGACAACUUCUUUUAUUCAUUUCUUGGUUUAUUGAGAUGCACUCUUAAGUAUGGAAUGCAUAAUGAUAUAGCAGAAUAAGGAUUUGAUAAUAAUUAUGUUAAGGAUGUAAGUUAUUCUUUCGAUACAAGAUAUGUAUUUAGAUUAUUAAAUUUAGAUUCAAUAUGUCAUUGUUAUGGUACUUUCUAUGAUUAUGGUACCAAUAUUUAUUUCUUUGAUGACAUAAUAAGUACAUAAUACAAAAGAAGAAGCCAAACAAAAGAUGAUGGAUUAUAAAAAAUGA